Messenger RNA from Eublepharis macularius, 663 nucleotides. RefSeq names its product myomaker, myoblast fusion factor (gene MYMK). The record is from RefSeq and is a predicted model, not a curated record. The coding region runs from base 1 to 663 and encodes 220 amino acids. Gene Ontology annotation, cellular component: plasma membrane. NCBI's taxonomy places the organism in Eukaryota, Metazoa, Chordata, Lepidosauria, Squamata, Eublepharidae. The transcript has 5 exons.
AUGGGUUCUUUGGUUGCCAAGCUGCUUCUGCCAACUCUAAGCAGCCUGGCUUUCCUCCCGACCAUCAGCAUCGCAGCCAAAAGGCAAUUCCACAUGGAGGCUAUGGUCUACUUCUUCACCAUGUUCUUUGUGUCGGUUUACCAUGCAUGUGAUGGCCCCGGGUUAUCUGUCCUCUGUUUCAUGCAAUACGACAUCCUCGAGUACUUCAGCAUCUACGGGACUGCUUUAUCAAUGUGGGUGUCCCUGAUGGCUCUGGCAGAGUUUGAUGAGCCCAAAAGAUCAACCUUUCUGAUGUUUGGCGUGCUCACCAUUGCCGUCAGGAUCUACCAUGACCGCUGGGGAUACGGAGUUUACUCGGGACCAAUUGGGACGGCUGUUCUUGUGAUAACUGUGAAAUGGUUGCAGAAGAUGAAAGAGAAGAAAGGCCUGUACCCCGAAAGAAGUGUCUACACACAGCAGAUUGGACCAGGCUUCUGCUUCGGGGCUCUCGCGCUAAUGCUGAGGUUCUUUUUCGAGGAGUGGGAUUACACCUACGUCCAUAGCUUCUAUCACUGUGCCUUGGCCAUGUCAUUCGUCCUCCUGCUGCCCAAAGUGAACAAGAAAGCAGGCAACGGGGGAUCCCCAGCCAAACUGGACUGCUCGACGCUUUGCUGCUGUGUGUGA